Merops nubicus (carmine bee-eater) is the source of this 1012-nucleotide messenger RNA. It is a transcript of the gene FUCA1, whose product is annotated as fucosidase, alpha-L- 1, tissue. The transcript is spliced from 7 exons. Gene Ontology annotation, biological process: glycoside catabolic process; fucose metabolic process. Gene Ontology annotation, molecular function: alpha-L-fucosidase activity. Lineage: Eukaryota; Metazoa; Chordata; Aves; Coraciiformes; Meropidae. The record is from RefSeq and is a predicted model, not a curated record. Gene Ontology annotation, cellular component: lysosome. The annotation marks the transcript as partial.
AUACGUGGUACUGACCACGAAGCACCAUGAAGGCUUCACCAACUGGGGAUCACCCGUGUCCUGGAACUGGAAUUCUGUGGAUACGGGGCCCCACCGAGAUCUGGUAGGAGAGCUGGGACAAGCCCUCAGGGAGAGCAACAUACACUAUGGACUGUAUCACUCUCUGUUGGAGUGGUUUAAUCCACUCUAUCUAGCUGACAAAGAAAGUGGCUUCAAGACCCAGAACUUCGUUUUAAAGAAGACCAUGCCAGAACUUUAUGAUCUUGUCUUAAAAUAUAAACCAGAUUUGAUUUGGUCGGAUGGAGACUGGGAAGCUCCGGAGUCGUACUGGAAUUCGACCUCUUUCCUUGCCUGGCUUUAUAAUGAUAGUCCUGUCAAGGACACUGUUGUUGUUAAUGAUCGCUGGUGUAAUAACUGCUCUUGCCACCAUGGAGGCUACUACAACUGUGCUGACAAAUACAGGCCAGGGACUCUGCCCCCUCACAAGUGGGAGAUGUGCUCCUCAGUGGACAGGCUUUCCUGGGGCUACCGAAGCAACAUGAGUAUUGCUGAGUUGAUGGAUGAAGCAAGCAUCAUUGAGGAGCUAGUGCAGACUGUGAGUUUUGGAGGCAACUAUCUUCUCAACGUGGGGCCUACAAAAGAAGGGGUGAUUGUUCCCAUCUUCCAAGAAAGACUUCUGGCCCUUGGCAGGUGGCUGGACACGAAUGGGGAGGCAAUUUAUGAAUCGAAGCCGUGGAGAGUGCAGAUGGAGAACAGCACAGACACAGUCUGGUACACUUCCAAGGGACCUGCUGUCUAUGCCAUCUUUCUGCUCUGGCCUCGGGACGGUGUUUUGAAGCUCUCCUCACCCACUCCAUCCCCAGCCACACAAGUGACCCUGCUGGGGUUUGCAGGGACUCUGAAGUGGCAGAAGUCCCCAGGUGAAGGAAUGCUCAUAACUUUGCCCUACAUGCUUCCAUCUCCUCUCCCUCCUCAGUCUGGCUGGGCUGUCAGGCUUGAGGGUGUGAAGUGA